UAGCCUAUCAUCCAUUGUGAGAAAGAGUACUUUCGACAAUUCUAGCGUCCACCAAACAGUAUAUAUCGUCGACACAAAGCAUCUGAAUGUAAUCUUAGGUUGUGUUCUCUGCAACGUCCAAAAAUAGCCAGGUUCGGCCAAAUAUCGCUUGCCGAUUAGGCGUUCGGCGAUUUGUCCAGCUGCCUUCGCAACCAAAAGCAUCAUUGAAGUGUGGCUGAAUUUGAGUCCGCUAAAAAUUGUUAUUCUGUGAUCCUUUCUAUUGUUUGCAACAAACAAAAGGUUCAGCUAAUAGUGACUAUCCACGUCAAGAUAUCCAAUCAGUUAUGAAAAGGAUUUAAAGGUAACUAGGAAGAAUCAUCUGAAUUGCCCUAGAAGAACUUAAGUAACGUCGCUUUUAGAACCAACGGGUUGUUCUCAUCCCCUAAAUCUUGGGUCAUAUUUUUGGCGAAGUUCUGUGGACACCGAAAAGACAGCAAACCAUCUGCGCGUACGCACCGAUUACUGCGUCCAGGAAGCAAACUAUUUUGUUGGAACAUUUGAGUGACGCUCUUUUUCCCUUCAAGAGCAUUUGUUAAAAGCCGGUAUGGUAGCGCUACUGAGAUCAUUAACUCCACUCUCUUACACAAUUAACUCCGCCUCGUGUCUUUGUGACAUUAGAGUUUUGGUUGUGUCCGGACGCAAAGUGAUGGGUGUUGAUGACAGUCUCAUCCAAAUCCAUCACCCAAAUGGAAUGCAAAUUGGUAUCCUUCUUCAGUACAAGCUGCCGAAGCAAGAAGUUGAGAGGCGAAUGCCAAUGCAAAAAAACGCAACACAAAGCAACCAAUUCUCUCCACUGGACUGGAUCCGGAGUACAACGCCACAACCGCUUUGAUCUUGCCUUUUUGCUUUGGUGUUGAAGGGCUCAGAUACUCAGAUACUCCCAUUACUACCUGUAGCUAGCCAUCAGUAGGUUGAAGCGGCAGCAGCAGCAGAUCAGAUGUCCUCCACAAAAAUCUCCUUCAACGAAGAAGAGCCGCAAGUCCGGACAAUGAGCCCCCAGCGGUACGAUACUUCUUCUUGCAUUGAUAGCGACGACGACAUGAGUGCGGCAGGUGGUUACGCGGCUACAGACAACUCCAAGGAGAUGAUCUCGUUGGAAAACUUUAAAGGCAUCUUGCACAAACACGCCAUGGACUCGUCGUGUCAUGAUCAGCUUGGCUCGAACACCAAUCAUACCGGUACGACCAGCAAACGCAUCAGUUCCAAGAUUCUGAGUUUGGUCGGCAACCCAUCGACGUUCAAACGAACUGCGGGAGAACGUCGCGAAAAACGCAAGCAAAUGACGUACGAACCGACGCAUCGAUGGUGGGAACCUCCCAUUUGGGCGUGGUUGCCGCAGUGCAAUCGCGAGAUUCUCGUGAUUUUGUUCGUGUACAAUGUCUUUGUCACCACCAUGGCCCGGUACUCCAAGAUGUGCGGUGAUCCGGAGCAUCACGAUCCGGGACACAUUUUCUGCAGUGACGAAUGGAUUCUCAUGGAAGACAAGGCACUCGUUGGAUUUGCUGUCGGCAUGUUUUUACUACUCGCCUUUCGCGCCAAUCAAGCAUACGAUCGAUGGUGGGAAGGACGCAAAGUCUGGGGACGCACUCGGGAAGUCUGUCGCGAUUUUUCCCGUCUCGUUUGCAAUCACGUCGAUUGUCAUACGGCUUCCGAUAAAGCCGAUCGACGACGCGCCAUUAAUUUCUUGACGGCAUUCGCAUGUGCCCUCAAACUUCAUUUGCGCGACGAACGACACAUUGUGCUCGAUUUGACACUCCAAGGAACAACCGUCGGGGAUCGACUCAAAGGAUUGAGUCUCCAAGAUAUUGCCAACAUUCAACAAGCCGAUCACAUGCCCAACUUUUGUAUGGACAUUAUCAGUGACUAUCUGGCCAAACAAACCAAGGCGGGCAAAUUGUCCGAUUACCAAUUGGGCACGCUCAAUGAAACUGUCAUGGCCGUUCUCUCGGACAAGUUGGGAUCGUGCGAACGCAUCCGCAACACACCCAUUCCCUUGUCGUAUGUCCUCCAACUACGAUUCUUUCUCAUUCUAUGGUUGGCACUCUAUCCACUCCACGUCGUUGCCUUUUACGGAUGGUACACCAUCUUGUUGGCAUCGCUUGUCUCGUAUGCUGUUCUUGGCAUUGAAUCCAUGGCCUCGGAAAUUGAAAAUCCGUUUGGAUAUGAUCGCAACGAUUUGGAUCUCGACAAGUUUUGUCAAGGCAUUUGCAAGGACACACAAGAUAUCCUCGAUCGACACGAAUCUCAAGAUCGACAUUUGCUCUUUGAUCGAAAACACAUCGAUUUGCUCAAUAAGAGUCAGCAAUUCCAUGCUCCUACUGCCGCCGAAGCGGCCUACAUGCAAGGAGAAACCAACAAUCGUGGAGGCGUCCAAGUCUUUGAUGCCGAUGCCCCAGGAGACGAUAGUCUUCCCAGUUCUACAUCCACUACCAAUUCCAAGUAA
Molecule: messenger RNA, 2482 nt
Organism: Seminavis robusta
Lineage: Eukaryota; Bacillariophyta; Bacillariophyceae; Naviculales; Naviculaceae
Source: the annotation of a GenBank genome assembly